AUGGCUUCAGUCGCCGACCUGUUCCAGGUUGGGAUUCCCACCCUGGACCGACCCUUCGGCCUGAAAAUAUGGCCCAUCUUCAGCAAGGUCUGGGAGCAUUUUCUCGGCUAUCCUGCUGAGGACUUCAGAUUUGUGCCUGGCCAGACACCCAUGUCGACCCUGACCGAAACAAGCAUAUUCAUUGUUGUCUACUACUUCGUCAUCUUCGGUGGCCGCGAGGCCAUGCGUGGGCGAGAGCCCUUCAAGCUCAAGGCUAUCUUCCUUGUCCACAACUUUGUGCUCACUGCUGUCAGCGGCCUUCUGCUGGCUCUCUUCGCCGAGCAGAUGAUUCCCACAGUUACGCGCGAGGGCAUCUUUCAUGCCAUCUGCCACAGGUCCGGUGGCUGGACGCAGCCACUCGUGGUACUUUACUACCUCACCUACCUCACCAAGUACCUCGAGUUGCUUGACACCGUUUUCCUGUUCUUGAAGAAGAAGCCAUUGACCUUCCUCCACUGCUACCACCACGGCGCGACCGCGCUGCUGUGCUAUACCCAGCUGCUCGGUUCGACCGCUGUGUCGUGGGUGCCCAUCACUCUGAACCUUGGUGUUCACGUUGUCAUGUACUGGUACUACUUCCAGUCCGCCCGUGGCAUUCGCAUCUGGUGGAAGGAGUGGGUCACCAAGUUCCAGAUCGUCCAGUUCGUCAUUGAUCUCGUCUUUGUGUACUUCGCCUCGUACACUUACUUCACCUCGACCUACUUCCCCGACUUCCCCAACAUGGGUUACUGCGCUGGCGAGGAAUUUGCCGCUUUUGCCGGCAUUGGGAUUCUCAGCUCGUACCUUGUCCUGUUCAUCUCGUUCUACCUAGCCACUUACCGCAAGGAUGGCAAGAAGACGACUUCUAGGAAAGCAGUUCGCCGCAUGAGCCAGGCGCCCCUGCCUGACCCACACGAUCUCCUGAUCGGUGGCAAGCCGCAAGGCUCUGUUGCGUCGACCACUAGUGCCAGGCCGACUGGUAAGACCAGCGGCAUGGUCACUCGCUCUCGCAAGGCAUAA
Messenger RNA from Grosmannia clavigera kw1407, 1038 nucleotides. RefSeq names its product fatty acid elongase. The transcript has 4 exons. The record is from RefSeq and is a predicted model, not a curated record. Gene Ontology annotation, molecular function: fatty acid elongase activity. NCBI's taxonomy places the organism in Eukaryota, Fungi, Ascomycota, Sordariomycetes, Ophiostomatales, Ophiostomataceae. Bases 1 to 1038 code for a protein of 345 amino acids. Gene Ontology annotation, biological process: fatty acid elongation, saturated fatty acid; sphingolipid biosynthetic process; very long-chain fatty acid biosynthetic process. Gene Ontology annotation, cellular component: endoplasmic reticulum membrane.